Cygnus atratus (black swan) is the source of this 4386-nucleotide messenger RNA. RefSeq names its product 7-dehydrocholesterol reductase (gene DHCR7). Lineage: Eukaryota; Metazoa; Chordata; Aves; Anseriformes; Anatidae. Gene Ontology annotation, cellular component: endoplasmic reticulum membrane. Bases 880 to 2304 code for a protein of 474 amino acids. The transcript is spliced from 8 exons. The record is from RefSeq and is a predicted model, not a curated record. Gene Ontology annotation, molecular function: 7-dehydrocholesterol reductase activity. Gene Ontology annotation, biological process: brassinosteroid biosynthetic process; cholesterol biosynthetic process.
GGGGGCGGGACCGAGCUGGGCUGGGGCGGGGGGCGAGGCGCUUUGGGGGGCUCGGCUCGGCUCGGCGGGAGCCGCGUGAGGUGAGGUGAGGUGAGGUGAGGAAGGCCCGGCGGCCGCUGCCUGCAGGUGGGUGCCCGCGGCCGCCUCGCGGUGGGCAGGUGGCUGAGGAGCUGGGAAGGGGGUGUGGGAAGAGGAGCAGGAACCUCAGGCUAGGGUAGGCUUAGGCAGGCAGUUGUUCAGGCUGCUGCGUAGAAAGGCGAAUCUUGAUGGCAGCUGUAAGCAGGGGGGAAGGCGUGGAUCCCGCAUGCAGCCUGGCGGAAGGCUGUUCUUUAUUAUUUAGCCGCUUACAGUUUUAGUAACGGGUUGGUCACCGUGUUUCUGUGCUGUCUGGGGGGAUUACUGAUAACUCUGGGGGGGGCUUGCACAAACCUCCAGGUGCUGCCAGCUGCAGGCAGGGUUUUUGCAAGCGCUCAACAGGCUGAGCAGUUCUCAAAUCCCGUUCACGGCUCUGCAGAGUGACCGGGCUGUUGGUUACAUAGGAACCCUGGACAAAUCUAAACGCCAUGAAAAGCCUCAGCCUAGGAUUUAUUUUCUCUCUUAGAGAAGAGGCCUGCUUUCUCAGUAAGACUGACAAAUCAUGGGGAAUCUUGGAAAUAUGCAAAACUUAACUGGGCAGUCUGGUCUAAGCUGGCCCUGCGCUCAGCUCGGAUAGGUGGGGCUGAAUUGAAUAACUUCAAAGGCUUCAUCCAGCCAAAAUUCUUCUGACUGAUGCUUCCUGGUUAAGAGCCUUUCUGUCUUUGCAAAAUUACUAUUGUAAAGCAAAACUGACACCACUAACUGGACUAAACUUCUGCACUCUGACGUUGGUACAAGAACGCCAUGGCAGCCCACAAGGAGAAAAAAUCUGAAGAACGAAACCACAAAAACAUCCAAAAUGAUACUCAAGCUUCUCAAGUCCAGUGGGGAAGAGCAUGGGAGGUAGACUGGUUUUCCUUGGCAAGCAUCCUUUUCCUGCUCAUGUUCGCACCGCUUAUUGUGUAUUAUUUCAUAAUGUCCUGUGACCAGUACAAGUGCUCUCUGACUGAUCCGCUCAUUGACUUGCUCAUGAGGAAUAAACAUCUGUCUGACAUCUGGAACAAGACUCCUACACUGACCUAUACAGCUGCUGGCAUCUAUAUUAUUUGGGUUGCCUUCCAGGUGAUUUUGUAUGUGUUUGUUCCUGACUUCUGCCACAAGUUUCUUCCUGGAUAUGUAGGAGGUAUACAAGAAGGUGCUGUCACUCCUGCUGGUGUAGUAAAUAAGUAUGAAAUCAAUGGACUCCAGGCUUGGAUCAUAACCCAUGUACUUUGGUUUGCAAAUGCCUAUUACUUCCACUGGUUCUCGCCUACCAUCAUUUUUGACAAUUGGAUUCCUCUCCUCUGGUGUGCCAAUAUCCUGGGAUAUGUAGUUUCCACAUUUGCAAUGAUAAAAGGCUACUUUUUCCCUACUAAUGCCAAAGACUGCAAAUUCACUGGCAACUUCUUUUACGACUACAUGAUGGGGAUUGAAUUUAACCCUCGAAUAGGAAAGUGGUUUGAUUUCAAGCUGUUCUUCAAUGGGCGCCCUGGUAUUGUAGCCUGGACUCUGAUUAACCUUUCCUAUGCUGCUAAACAACAGGAGCUGUAUGGUCAAGUAACCAACUCCAUGAUCCUCGUCAAUGUCCUGCAGGGUAUUUACGUUUUGGACUUCUUCUGGAAUGAAGCCUGGUAUUUGAAAACGAUUGAUAUCUGCCAUGAUCAUUUUGGAUGGUACUUGGGCUGGGGAGACUGUGUUUGGUUGCCUUACCUCUACACUCUGCAGGGUUUAUAUUUGGUCUACCACCCUGUGCAGCUGAGCACAGCCAGUGCCAUAGGGGUCUUGAUGUUGGGCUUGGUAGGCUAUUAUAUCUUCAGAAUGACGAACCACCAGAAAGAUCUCUUCCGGCGUACAAACGGCAACUGCAGGAUAUGGGGGAAGAAGCCAGAAUACAUUGAGUGCUCUUACAUGUCUGUGGAUGGGACCAAGUACUACAGCAAGCUGAUGACCUCAGGAUUUUGGGGCUGGGCACGCCAUUUUAACUACACAGGAGAUUUGAUGGGCUCCCUGGCCUACUGCCUGACUUGUGGGUUUGAACACAUCUUGCCUUAUUUCUACAUCAUUUAUAUGACUAUUCUGUUGACUCACCGUUGCAUUAGGGAUGAACACCGUUGUUUCAGCAAAUAUGGGAAGGACUGGAAGCGCUACACUGCUGCAGUGCCUUACCGGCUUAUACCAGCAGUAUUUUAAGGCUAACACAGAAUCCGGGGAAACAAAAAUUUUUGAGACAAAAAGAGUUGAUCCAUACAGUUAAACUAACAAAAAAUAUUUUGGGAAGGACACUUAAUAAUGCUUGGGAAAAGAAAAGGUGUCUGGAGAAUAAUCCUGGAUGUAAUGAAGGAACAUGCUUCUAGUAAGCAGGCAGACUGUUUAAAGUAAAUGAAAUAAGGCACCAAAAUGGCCUUUUUAGAUAUAUUUGUAUUUAAAAAAAAAAAAAAAAAAAAGAAAAAGAAAAGACUGUUUCACCUGGAACUGUUUUUUUUUUCUUUAAAUUAACUUGGACUUGAAGAAAAGUUACAUGCACUGAAUGCAUUCCUGAAAUCUCUCCAAUGCUGGGAGGAAGUCUUACCCUUCAGAGCACCAAGGUUUUUGGAACCAGCUGCCAGUGAAUUAGGAGAGGAGGAAAAUAACUGUGUGUUCAGUUUAUGAAAGAAAUCUUAUGACGUGGUUGCUUGUGACACUCAUAACCUACGAUUAGUAAUUCCCCGAGGCAGGCUUUAUUGCUCAUUGAUUUUGAAGAGUUGAACCUGGGAAAUACUGAGGCUUAUCCUAAGCUAGUGUUUUGGAAGACUGGUGUAAUCUGAUUCACAAAUACUUGUGAAAGCUGGUAUAAAUUGGUAUAGCUACAUUAAUUACAGUAGACUAAUUGCAUUAGUCUACAGCACCAGACAAACAUGGUCCAUGACCAAUUGGGUAUUGUCUUGAUACUGAAACCAAACUUUCUUGAUGAAGAUACUAAUCAUACAUUGACUUCUUUAGUGUGGGUAGAAAACCUUUGCUGUCACUUUUGCCUAAAAUAACAUAUGUAAUAGUUUAAGAAAUAAAUGAGUGGUUUGAAUUAAAAAAAAAAAAAAACACAAAAAAACUAAUUUUCCUUUCAGCUGUUUCUUUCCUUGUUACAUAGUUACCUUUCCAAGUGAUAGGAUUCAAAAGGAGCUCUUCAAAGAAUACAAUCCAAGGAGCAAAUUUAAGACUGCAUAAAGAAAAAAUAUUAAAAGAGGGCUCAGAAUACCAACCGUGCCUCUUGUAAUGAGCUUAGUAGUUACGUUCACAAAUAUACAGUUAGUUUUUACAGUAAGUAGAUAACUAAGUACUGGCUUCUUGUAGAAGUUACUGGAUACACUGAUCUUUGUGGCAGAUUUGAAUGUGAUAUGUUGGUGAGUACGUGUUUUAAUUCUGUUGCAGCAUUCCCUGAAGGGAAGAAUAUCACCUUUUUGCUAGGUGAAAAAGGGUCUCUGCAGACCUAGAGAACAAAUGCGUCACAAAGUUUGUCUUUGUUUCAGGGCUGGAUGUACAAGCAUGAAUAGAGAUGUAGAGAUGCUGCCUUGGAGAAGCGUAACUAGCACCAUUUGGCACCUACUAUCUGUAGGCCUCAUAACUAUUUUAUUAUUUGGGGGUUAACAUGUUUCAGUACUCCAUGACAGUGUAUUUCAUGGAGGUGCGUGUAGCUGUAUCUGACAACCUCUACUCUCAAAUCCCAAAGAAUGCCAAUGGAGUAAAAAAGCUCUGGUUCUGUAAUGGCUGGUUACAGACUUAAUGUCUUUAAAUUGUCAAAUACUGCUUGAAAUCUGCAUAUUUAAGCACAAUGGACUGAUGAUGCAACUGUGUCCUGGUUUCAGGUAGGACAGAGUUAAUUUUCCUCCUAGUAGCUGGCAGGGUGUUAUGUUUUGGAUUAGAAUGAGAAGAGCGCUGAUAACAUGCUGAUGUUUUAAUAGUUGUAGAGCAGUGCUUACACCAAGCCAAGGACUUUUCAGCUUCUCGCUCUGUCCUGCUAGCGAGCAGGCUGGGGGUGCAGCAGGAGCUGGGAGGGGACAGACCCAGGACAGCUGACCCAAACUGGCCAAAGGGGUAUUCCAUACCAUCUGAUGUCAUGCUGAACAAUAUAUAGGGGUGGCUAGCCAGGGUGGAGGGGGGGCCGGCUGCUCGGGGAUAGGCUGGGCAUCGGUCAACGGGUGGUGAGCAAUUGCAUUGUGCAUCACUUAUUUUGUACACAUUAUUAUUAUUAUUAUUAUUAUUAUUGUUAUUAUUUUUCCUGUCUUAAUAAACUGUCUU